GGCCACACCUUCGCCACCCGUCUCCACAACUCAGCACCUCCCAACGUCCCGCCUUCCCACUUCACGUCUGGACCUUCUUGGUGACAUCCGACACGCAAUGAGCUAGCAAUUAGCUACAGCUGGUCUCUUGGCUUCGAAUCGACAUUGAGUGCAGCUUCGGGAAGGCCAUUGGCAACCUAUGAUGUGUUCCCGCCGCCCACGUAGGAUGGCGAGUUCCGGGGAUAACCUUCGGAGCUGCCGUUGGAAGCCCGAGACGAGUUGAGCUGCUAUCGCAUACAUGAGUCCGAAGCAUUGCAUCGAAAGGUAUUCUUGAUCUCUCCUUCACCAGGGACUGCGAGCAGCGGAGCGUUCAGCGAAAACGAUGCGCCAUGACUCUGCCAACACCGCAAGCCCGACUCCCAAUGGCGAAGCCAACUCCAAGCUCGGGAAGCUAUUGGAGAUCAAGGAGAAGGCAGAAGACAAGACGAAAAGAGUCCUACAUCUCGACUCCUCCAAAGACGAUACCGAAACGUCCCCUUACGAAGCCGAAGUAGAGGAAUUGAACAACAGCCCCGCCUUCGACCCCACCAAGUUCCUCAACAGACAGCGAAUAGGGCAAGCAGGUCUCUCCGCAAAGGCAAUAUCUGCGGUACAGGGCACAGUCGAGGCAAUUAUCAAUCCAAAGGCAGCAAUCAAAUCACGGGCAACGAAAAAGACUGCGCAUACAUUGGCCAAGAGUCGACCCUACCUUUCCUGGAAGGCUGAUCUCGACUUCUUGGAGGCGCACGAUGAUUUGGAGAGAGCAGAAGUCUCGAGAGAUGGAACAGGGGAUUCGGAGGAAGCCACGCAGAGGGAUAGGGAUAUUGAUCAUUGCGAGGAGCAUAUCGCAGAGCCGGAGAGAGCACGGCUGAGCACGAGAGUUGCAUGGAUGACAGCCAGGCAUGUUCAAAGAGUACGAGUCGUUGAUGCUGUACCACCACCAUUGUUUCCGGAGGACAGCUUCUUCGAGCAACAGGAUGAUUUUGGAUUUACGGAGUUCAAUUGGGGAAAAUGGUUUGCAUAUAAACUGUUAAACGGUUCCCACAAUUUCACGGCGCAAUAUAUAGACGAUUUUGACCAACUUCCUUUCGACAUAGAUACCCUUCGCAGACAUAUUGAGAGAUUUAUCAUGGUCAGCGCGCCAUUACAAACUUUUCUUUCGGAUGUUCGUAGUAUAUACAGAUGGCAAGAUCCUAUCAGGACUGGAAAAUGGAUGGCGUUAUAUUUCUUUCUUUGGUAUGUAUCACACAUCGUGACAUUUUUCUGGGGCUACGUUUUCUACUCAGUAGCCAUGAACUAUUACUAUCCAACGUCUCUUAAAGAACUUCGGGAAGGAAUUGAACGAAGUAUUGACCGAGGCGCAACAGCCUUGAAAAUUGGUGAGCUGAUGGACAAACAUGGGUCUGACGAGUGGCUGGGACCAUUGAUGGACGAAUUGGGACCUUUUAUUCAAGUCCAAAUUGCAGACCUCGCCAAUCUCCUCGAAGCGGCCUACAACUUCUACCACUUCCGCUCUCCGCCAGCAACCAUCGCAUCUCUCUGUCUCUUCGGGGCCUUGUUCCUCAUCACCGCUUUCACAGACUCAAGAUUCGCGAUGAAGGUAUUCUGGUUCACCGUUGGACUCAAUUUCUUCUUCUGCUGGCCGAUCAGCUCCGUCUAUCCAAAGUACCGUCUCCUCGUCUCAAUCUGGAAAUGGGCGUUGUGGGAUGUCCCCACACAUGCAGAAUGGUGUUUUCAAUAUCUUCAGGAAUGUGCUGCACAUGCCAAGGAAGUCAUCAUCGCUCAUGACAGGGACGACAUCACCGGGCAGGAUUCCCCGGCCCAAGAAUACGACAGCGAUACCGACGAAUCUUUUCACAGCGCGCAGAGUACUCUUCAAGAGAAUAGAGAUAUUCUAAGUUUCGGCUGCACCUACCUGCACACCCCCGGCCGCUUCAUAAUCUCCACGUACGGCAUCCGCUUCGUUCCCUCAAUCCGCCACCUUCUCCCUCGCCGAUCCUUCGACAAGCCAUUCUCUGCUCUUGUCGAGAUGUCGAAGCGUCAGACUCGCAGUUCGAUUCUUAGUCCCUUGGCGAAAGUCACAACUGGGAUGGAUAAACUGGAAUUGAGGUUCAGAGCUGAGGAUACAGCUCUAAGAAUGGAUGGAAUAGGGGCAGAGGGAGAUAUCCUGUUAUUGGAGAAUAUGAGGGAGAGGGAUAAAGCGUUAAUGCUGUGA
This is a messenger RNA of Hyaloscypha bicolor E, 2233 nucleotides long. RefSeq lists its product as uncharacterized. The record is from RefSeq and is a predicted model, not a curated record. Lineage: Eukaryota; Fungi; Ascomycota; Leotiomycetes; Helotiales; Hyaloscyphaceae. The coding region runs from base 362 to 2233 and encodes 623 amino acids. Gene Ontology annotation, biological process: apoptotic process; negative regulation of toll-like receptor 9 signaling pathway. The transcript is spliced from 3 exons.